Messenger RNA from Eremothecium cymbalariae DBVPG#7215, 2196 nucleotides. RefSeq names its product Pet127p (gene PET127). The transcript has a single exon. Lineage: Eukaryota; Fungi; Ascomycota; Saccharomycetes; Saccharomycetales; Saccharomycetaceae. Gene Ontology annotation, biological process: mitochondrial RNA 5'-end processing. The record is from RefSeq and is a predicted model, not a curated record. The coding region runs from base 1 to 2196 and encodes 731 amino acids. Gene Ontology annotation, cellular component: mitochondrion; mitochondrial envelope.
AUGACUAAGAUUAUUCAAAGUAAUGGGAAAGCUUCAAGGUUAUUUCAAUUGAGGGUUAAAUGCAAGACAGUAAGGUUAAAGUAUAGUACAUCGCAAAAUGAUCAAUUCGUCAACAACUCAUUAGAUGAAGCAAUAAGGUUAUCUGAGAAGCUGAGGCCGAAGCCUCGACAAUUUAAGAAGCAAAUAAUCAUGGCACCUAAAAAGAAGAGGUUAACUAUUGAUUUGAAGAAACAGAUAAGGGUGUUUCCUUUUAAAGACCCUUUUGUAGGAGGAUUGACUUCAUUGAGAGGGUUAUCCAAAUCUAAACCAAAUCGUCUCGCCCAUGGAUUGGAACGCUGUUUGUUCGAACCAAUGUCAAUUGUACCACUGAAAGAUAGGCGGUCCAAUAUAUACAAUUUUAAGCCGUUCUUGGAGAAUAUAAUUAAGCUUAAGGAUUUUAAUUUUGAUGCCAUUACAGGGUUUGUCCCUCCUUCGUUGGAUUCUCGCUUGUUGGAGUUAGCUAGAAAGCAUAGUAAGAAGUAUGUUUCUUCCACGAGCAGCAUAACGGGUAUGUUGUCGCAUAUGCAUUUCUUGCUUUCGAAUUUUAGACCGUUGAACCUUGAGCACUUGACGUUGUCAUUUCCCGAUGUCAAUCGAAAAUAUACAAGGGCAUGUAAAGGAACCACAUCAGUGUUUUUGAGGAAGUUGAAUCAAGAGCCAAAUGACAUUUAUUCUGUUGAUCCAGACAAGUCAGUGAACAGAGAGAUUAUUCUUUCACAAUUGGGGCAUGCCUUGGAGUCUUUGCUUACCAACUCGGAAUGUCAGUUUUCUAGUAUCUACGACAAGUCAAAAACCAAGAUUUUGGAUGAAGAUAGAAGUGUUCCAGAUGCUUUCAAUUAUGCGACAUGUGGGAAUUUUUUGCUGCGAUCACAACUAGAUGCAUUUAAUCCGCACUUACCGGGAAGCGGUAUAUUUGACCUCAAGACCCGUGCGGUAGCGGCAGUACGAUACGAUUUGGCGCAUGUGGAAAACAAUGGUGGUUUUACAGGCUACCAGCUUGGACAGAAGUUGGGCCAAUUCGAAUCCUUUGAAAGGGAACAUUACGAUCUGAUUAGAAGCGUCAUGUUAAAGUAUUCCUUACAGGCUCGUAUUGGUAAUAUGGAUGGUAUCUUCGUUGCCUAUCAUAAUAUAUCGAAUAUAUUUGGAUUCCAGUACAUUCCUCUUGAACAGAUGGAUUAUAUUAUCCAUUCUAGUUAUGAUUCAAAAGUUAUGGAUUUGUUGAAGGUGAGGGAACCCACUCUAAGAGCGCUUGUUGGCGACGUCGACUAUGUUAAGGACUAUCGCUUCGAGAACUUUAAACAUAAAAUUGCAUCAAGCAUUGCUACUGCAGAAUUCAACUUUUCUAUGAAAAUUCUUGACAAGUUAAUAUCAAGCAUUACUUCUAAUAUACCUAGAGAAGCAUCAACAGUUAGGUUGAUGUUGAAGACUAAAAUGUUAACUACCAAGUUCACACACAAUGACACUCUCACCAUGAAGAAGGUACCCGUUUUGAAGGUUUUGGUUAAUGUCCUAAGCAGCAAACAAGUUGAAAGGAUGGAACGCUUUGCAUUGGAAAGAGUGCUUUUACAUGGUGAUCAUGAAACGCUAAGCAAACAUAUCAAUGAUAUUCGAAUAUUUUACAACGAACUAAGAGAUGAAUCGAUGUUAUUCGAAGUCAGGGUGGGCCAUAAACUUGCUGCUGCAUCCAAAUCAAUUGAAGUAGACUAUCAACAUUUAGAUCUCGAGCCUGAACUGCAAGCGAAAGUUGAAGAUGCUACUUCUAAAGAUUACUACAGAUCGACAUGGAAGCACCCAUACUUUUUGCAUCCAGAGGACGUUUCUCGUUGGGGCGUAAAGGCCACUAUCGUUGGACCGUUGAACGCAAAACCGUCGGUUUAUGAUGAGCUAUUAGAUGAACAAUUGGAAUUUUUGAAUGAACAAUGUGUAUCAUUAGAGAAUGAUGUUAUAAGCAAUUCUAAAGAUCCUUUGGUUAUCAAAGAGAAACUAAAGAAAGCCCUAAUCGGAAGAAAAGAGCGGUUCUACGACUUGAAGACAGAGGGGCCCAUGCCAUUACAGACCAUUCUGCGAGCUUUCAGUGAGAAAGGUAAAUCAGAAUUAAAACAACAACAAAAUGGUAAGGACAUUAAAAUGGCCAAGAAAAAGCUGUGGAAUGAAUAG